AAUGGGUGCCGAGAAAAAGAGCAAUAAGAAUAGAGAUCAUAUUGGGUCCAUACGGUCGAUUUUCAUGCAUGCAGACCGUGUGGAUUGGUUGUUGAUGGUUCUUGGGCUCAUUGGAUCCAUUGGUGAUGGGUUCUCAACGCCUCUCGUGUUGUUUGUGACUAGCAAAUUGAUGAACAAUCUUGGUGGCGCAUCUUCUUCUGCUGAAGCUUUCUCUCAUAGCAUUGACAAGAACGCACUGGCGCUUUGUUACCUGGCCUGUGGACAAUGGGUUGUUUCUUUUCUGGAGGGAUAUUGUUGGACAAGAACAGGUGAGAGACAAGCUACAAGAAUGAGAGCAAGAUACUUGAAAGCAGUGCUAAGACAAGAUGUGGGUUACUUUGAUUUGCACGUAACAAGUACAGCCGAAGUCAUCACAAGUGUCUCUAACGAUAGUCUUGUAAUUCAGGAUGUUCUUAGCGAAAAGGUUCCAAACUUUUUGAUGAAUGCUUCCAUGUUUUUUGGGUGCUACAUAAUCGGAUUUUUUAUGCUAUGGAGACUAGCAAUUGUGGGAGUUCCCUUUAUUGUGAUUUUAGUGAUUCCUGGUUUAGUGUAUGGACGGACUUUGAUGGGAAUAGCUAGAAAGACAAGAGAAGAGUAUAACAAGGCAGGUACAAUAGCAGAACAGGCAAUAUCUUCAAUUAGGACUGUCUUUGCCUUUGUUGGCGAAGGCAAAACCAUAGCUGCAUACUCUGCAGCUUUAGAAUUUUCAGUGAAAUUGGGUUUAAAGCAGGGCUUGGCUAAGGGGUUGGCCAUCGGCAGCAAUGGUGUGGUUUUCGCUAUUUGGUCUUUUAUGUCUUAUUAUGGCAGCAGAAUGGUGAUGUAUCAUGGCUCUGCGGGAGGAACUGUGUUUGCUGUUGGUGCCGCCAUAGCUGUGGGUGGCUUGGCUCUCGGUGCUGGUUUAUCCAACGUCAAGUACUUCUCGGAAGCAACUUCAGCUGGAGAACGUAUCAUGGAUGUGAUAAAUAGAGUCCCAAAAAUAGAUCUAGAGAACAUGGAAGGUGAAACAUUGGAAAAUGUUAGAGGUCAAGUUGAAUUCAGGCAUGUGGAAUUUGCAUACCCAUCAAGGCCAGAAAGCAUCAUCUUCGAAGAUUUUUGCCUAAAAAUUCCUGCAGGGAAGACUGUGGCCUUAGUGGGAGGGAGUGGGUCAGGAAAGUCAACAGUGAUUGCACUGUUGCAAAGAUUUUACGAUCCACUAGGCGGUGAGAUACUUGUUGAUGGUAUCGCUGUUGAUAAGUUGCAACUCAAGUGGUUAAGGUCACAAAUGGGUUUGGUUAGCCAGGAGCCAGCACUAUUCGCAACAAGUAUCAAGGAGAACAUACUUUUUGGCAAAGAAGAUGCCACAAUAGAUGAGGUUAUUGAAGCUGCCAAAGCUUCUAAUGCUCAUAACUUCAUAUGUCAUUUACCGCAAGAGUAUGAUACCCAGGUUGGUGAGAGAGGAGCUCAAAUGUCUGGAGGACAGAAGCAAAGAAUUGCCAUUGCACGAGCAAUAAUCAAAGCACCAAGAAUCCUCCUCCUGGAUGAGGCAACAAGUGCAUUAGACUCUGAAUCAGAACGUGUUGUCCAGGAAGCUCUAGAUAAUGCUGCGGUGGGGCGAACCACAAUCGUCAUUGCUCACCGUCUCUCCACCAUCCGCAAUGCCGAUGAGAUUGCCGUGGUCCAAAAUGGUCAGGUCAUGGAAAUCGGUUCUCAUGAUGAAUUGAUUGAAAAUAAAGAUGGUCUAUACGCAUCUCUAGUCCUUCUUCAACAAACAGAAAAAGAAAAAACCAUUGAAGAUGCCAAUGCCAAUAAUAUUUCACCUUCAUCUAAUUUUAUCUCAAACAUAGACGUGAAUAACAAUAGUAGUGGUAGACUGUCACUUGUCAGUAGGUCAAGUUCUGCAAAUUCAGUAACACCCAGUCGAGUUUCGCUUACUGGAGAGAUCAAUGCAGUAGUUGAGGAACAAAAAUUUCCGGUACCGUCAUUUAGAAGAUUGCUAGCUUUGAAUAUGCCAGAAUGGAAACAAGCUAGCAUUGGGUGUUUCGGUGCCAUUUUAUUUGGUGGGGUUCAACCCGUAUAUGCAUUCACAAUGGGGUCAAUGAUAUCCAUAUAUUUUCUGAACGACCAUAGUGAGAUUAAGGAGAAGAUAAGGAUUUAUGCAUUGUGUUUUCUUGGUCUGGCUUUUUUGUCGUUGGUAGUUAAUGUGAUUCAGCAUUAUAAUUUUGCAUACAUGGGGGAGCAUUUAACCAAGAGGAUUAGAGAGAGGAUGCUUUCAAAGAUACUCACCUUUGAAGUUGGGUGGUAUGAUCAAUACCAGAAUUCAAGUGGCGCAAUAUGCUCGAGACUUGCCAAAGAUGCUAAUGUGGUGAGAUCUCUAGUAGGAGAUCGGAUGGCUCUUCUUGUACAAACAAUCUCCGCCGUAACCAUAGCCUGCACCAUGGGCCUGAUAAUUGCUUGGAGGCUAGCUGUUGUGAUGAUUGCAGUCCAACCCAUUAUUAUCAUCUGCUUUUAUGUCCGGCGAGUACUACUCACAAGCAUGUCUCAGAAGGCCAUCAAAGCACAAGAUGAAACUAGCAAACUUGCUGCUGAAGCUGUUUCCAACCUCCGGACCAUCACUGCCUUCUCGUCUCAAGAUCGAAUCCUGAAAAUGCUCGAGAAAGCCCAAGAACGUCCACGAAAAGAGAACAUUAGACAGUCAUGGUAUGCUGGUAUUGGGCUUGGCACCUCUCAAAGCCUGAUGUCAUGCACUUGGGCUCUAGAUUUUUGGUAUGGUGGCAGACUCAUGUCUGAAGGUUACAUCACAGCAAAAGCCCUAUUCGAGACCUUCAUGAUCCUGGUAAGCACUGGUCGAGUCAUAGCCGACGCAGGAAGCAUGACGACAGAUCUAGCCAAGGGCUCAGAAUCCAUCGGGUCAGUCUUUGCCGUACUGGAUCGAUACACGAGAAUCGAACCAGAGGACCCCGAAGGUUACCAGGCUGAAGAAAUAAACGGCCUCGUAGAGCUAUGCGACGUGGAUUUUGCAUACCCAGCCAGGCCCGAUGUCAUGAUCUUCAAAGGCUUCUCAAUCAGCAUUGAGGCAGGGAAAUCAACAGCAUUAGUGGGACAAAGUGGGUCGGGUAAAUCAACUAUCAUUGGAUUAAUUGAACGUUUCUAUGAUCCAUUAAGGGGCGCUAUAAAAAUAGACAGUCGAGACAUUAGGUCAUAUCACCUGAGGUCCCUGAGGAAGUACAUUGCUCUCGUCAGUCAAGAACCCACGCUAUUUGCUGGUACUAUCAACGAAAAUAUCACGUACGGCGCAUCCAAUAAAGUGAGUGAAUCAGAGGUUAUGGAGGCAGCCAAGGCAGCAAAUGCUCAUGAUUUUAUUGCUGGAUUAAAAGAUGGAUACGACACGUGGUGUGGAGACAAAGGAGUGCAGCUAUCCGGGGGCCAGAAGCAACGUAUUGCAAUAGCUCGUGCCAUACUAAAAAAUCCAGUGGUUUUGCUAUUAGAUGAGGCGACCAGCGCGCUUGACGGUCAGUCAGAAAAGGUAGUUCAAGAAGCCCUAGAGCGUGUGAUGGUGGGGAGGACAAGUGUAGUUGUGGCACAUAGGUUAAGUACCAUUCAGAACUGUGAUACCAUUGCAGUCUUAGAUAAAGGGAAGGUGGUGGAGAAAGGGAAUCAUUCAUCUUUGUUGGCUAAGAGACCUACGGGAACUUACUACUCAUUAGUAUGUCUCCAGACCCAGAGGACACCACAAAAUAAUAACACCACUACGAGCUAA
Molecule: messenger RNA, 3775 nt
Organism: Dovyalis caffra
Lineage: Eukaryota; Viridiplantae; Streptophyta; Magnoliopsida; Malpighiales; Salicaceae
Source: the annotation of a GenBank genome assembly